Daphnia magna is the source of this 588-nucleotide messenger RNA. RefSeq lists its product as uncharacterized. The coding region runs from base 1 to 588 and encodes 195 amino acids. The transcript has 3 exons. Lineage: Eukaryota; Metazoa; Arthropoda; Branchiopoda; Diplostraca; Daphniidae. The record is from RefSeq and is a predicted model, not a curated record.
AUGUGGGACGGGGAAACGGAUAUGCUAACGUUCAAGAUACGAAAGCAGCCCAGCCAUGACGUUCUCACCAAAAGGACUUUUCUUAGUAUUAUAUCAAGUGUCUACGUGGGAUUCGUCGCUCCUGUGGUUUUCUUAAUGAAGUCUCUUCUUCAAGACAUAUGGGCGCACGAGAAAAGAAUCGGCUGGGAUGACCCUAUCCCCGAGGAAUCAGGCCAAUGUUUCCACUACUUCUACGAGCAUCUGGAUAACCUGGAGUUGCUUACGGUGCUAAGAUGUUUUCGACAUCAACGUGGACGUUGGACGCAGCAGCACCUUCAUUUCCACUUCGUCUUCGAGGACCAGUCGACCACCGUGUCCUUCGUCAUGGCUAAAACCCACGUAACACCAGUAAAAGGCCUCACAAUCCCAAGAUUGGAGUUGCAGGCUGCUGUAGAAGGCUUAAACAUCGCUCUAGUAAUCUGUCGGGAGCUCGAAAUCGACCUAGGUGAAGUUACCUUCCACACCGACUCUCAAACUGAUCCUCAGAAACACGAAUCGAAGACAAUGGCGUCACGUUUCUGGAGUCAACAAUCCCGCGAACCUGUGUAG